This is a messenger RNA of Plasmodium fragile, 990 nucleotides long. RefSeq lists its product as uncharacterized. NCBI's taxonomy places the organism in Eukaryota, Apicomplexa, Aconoidasida, Haemosporida, Plasmodiidae. Bases 1 to 990 code for a protein of 329 amino acids. The record is from RefSeq and is a predicted model, not a curated record. The transcript has 3 exons. Gene Ontology annotation, biological process: mitotic spindle organization. Gene Ontology annotation, molecular function: protein tyrosine phosphatase activator activity; peptidyl-prolyl cis-trans isomerase activity. Gene Ontology annotation, cellular component: cytoplasm; nucleus; protein phosphatase type 2A complex.
AUGGCCAACCAUAUGACCACGCAAGUGGAGGACGCCUCGGGUCUGAGUUUCAAAAUCGUGGAUGAGGACAGCGUGCAGAGGUUCAUAAAAAGUGCAGCCUACAACGAGUUGAUCGACUUCAUUACACAAUUAAACAACUCCGUUGUAGCUGUGGAGAUGCAUCCCCUGGAACACUUCUACGCAGCAGGAGACAGAGGUGAAGGAGUAGCUACACCCAGUGACAAAGUUGAAAACGUGUUAAUAAUUUCACGCAACGUACAAAAUGUACUUACUCUUAUAAAGAGCAUGAACAAGUAUAUAGAAUUAUGUCCCCCGAUAAAACAACCGACUCGAUUUGGAAAUAAGGGCUUCCAGCAUUUCUGUGAUGAGUACUACAAAGAGGUUGAUAAUAAAUUACCACACAUUUUAAGCGAGUCAGGAUUAGACAAUGUGUCUGAACAUACGUUGCAGUUGGGUCAUUAUUUAAAAAACUCAAUUGGGAACAGAAAGAGAAUUGAUUAUGGGACUGGGCACGAGUUGAAUUUUUUGCUCUUUCUCUUUUGCCUGAACAAGCUGCAUUUUUUUGGCCCUCCCGAUUAUAAGCACCUCGUCCUCGUUCUGUAUCGCCAGUACCUCGAGUGCGUGAGGAGAAUCCAAAUCACCUACACCGUGGAGCCUGCAGGGAGCAGGGGCGCCUGGGGGCUCGACGAUUUUCAAUUUUUAGUGUUUCUGUUUGGCGCUGCACAGUUAUCCUACAACACCCACAUAAAGACGGACGAUGUAAGAAGGGGGGGAGGAAUGUAUUCCGCAACGUGGGAGACCCUUUUUCCAUGGUGUGAGCUUUUGUUCGUCUCGUUGUAUGUACCGACUAGCCAAUUGGCACGUGUUGUAGCUGCACGGGUAUGUACGGAGAAAAUUUGCUCUGGGCUGCUGAAGAUGUACCAAGCGGAGAUAAUUCAGAAGCGCCAAAUCCUGCAACACAUUUUGUUUGGCAAACUGAUUGACUUUUGA